UUGCCAUCGAUAAAGACUGUGGGGAUCAUGUCCUUAGUGGGAGCGGGGAUCUUCACCACCGACCUCUUUCUGAAUCGGGAGCACGUAAGCGCUGGAUCGCAAGUGAGGAGAAAUUAUCCGCCCAGCGCGGAAUACCCAGAUUUACGCAAGCACUACAGCCACAUGGCCACUUACCUGACUCCUGACGUCUAUGCCAAACUGUGCCACAAAGUCACACCCAACGGCUUCACUCUGGACCAGGCCAUCCAGACGGGAGUGGACAAUCCCGGGGAGCCCUUGGUAGAAUCUGUGGGCAUGGUGGCUGGGGAUGAGGAGUCAUAUGAGGUGUUUGCUGAUCUCUUUUAUCCGGUCAUUCUGGAAAGGCACAAUGGGUACAACCCACGUACUAUGACUCAACCCACAGACCUGGAUGCCAGCAAGAUCCGGGGAGGACAGUUUGAUGAGCGAUAUGUACUGUCGACCCGGGUUCGAGCGGGCCGCAGCAUCAGGGGGUUCAGCCUGCCCCCAGCAUGCACACGGGCGGAGCGCCGGGAGGUGCAGCGGAUAGUGGCAGAUGCUCUCGCUGGCCUCCAGGGGGAGCUGGAGGGUCACUACUACCACUUAGCAGAGAUGACCGAGCAGGAGAAACAGCAGCUGACUGACGAUCACUUCUUGUUUGGCAAGCCAGCUUCUCCUCUAAUGAUUGCCUGUAGAAUGGCCCGGGAUUGGCCAGAUGCUCGUGGGAUCUGGCACAACAAGCAGAAGACCUUCCUUGUGUGGGUCAAUGAGGAGGACCACACCCGUGUUAUCUCCAUGGAAAAGGGUGGCAACAUGAAGCAAGUGUUUGAGCGAUUCUGCAAGGGACUGAAAGAGGUGGAAAAGCUGAUCAUGGAGAAGGGCUGGGAGUUCAUGUGGAAUGAAAGAGUGGGUUACAUUCUUACCUGUCCAUCAAACCUGGGCACAGGCCUGAGAACCAGCGUCCACAUCACCCUGCCCCACCUCAGCAAGGACCCCCGCUUCCCCAAAAUCCUGGAAAAUUUGCGCUUGCAGAAACGAGGGACUGGGGGAGAGGAUACGGACGUUGUGGACGCGGUCUUUGACAUCUCCAACCUGGACCGACUGGGCCAGUCUGAGGUGCAGCUGGUCCAGAUGAUGAUUGAUGGGGUUAACUACCUGAUUGACUGUGAGAAGAAACUGGAGAAAGGCCAGGACAUCCAUAUCCCUCCUCCAAUCAGCCAGUUCAAAUAG
Conger conger (European conger) is the source of this 1227-nucleotide messenger RNA. RefSeq names its product creatine kinase U-type, mitochondrial-like. Gene Ontology annotation, cellular component: mitochondrion. The transcript has 9 exons. Gene Ontology annotation, molecular function: creatine kinase activity. The record is from RefSeq and is a predicted model, not a curated record. Bases 28 to 1227 code for a protein of 399 amino acids. NCBI's taxonomy places the organism in Eukaryota, Metazoa, Chordata, Actinopteri, Anguilliformes, Congridae. Gene Ontology annotation, biological process: phosphocreatine biosynthetic process.